AUGGUCAAGAUUGUUGCGAAUUAUGAAAUUAUGAGGACGCUCGGCCAGGGUAAAUAUUCAAAAGUAAAAUUUGGGAGGGAUUUGGAAACUGGAGAGACGUAUGCGAUCAAGAUUAUGAAUUUAAAUUAUAUUAAGAAGGAACAGAUGGAAACACAAUUAAAAAGAGAAAUUGCCAUCAUGAAGAUUAUGAAGCAUCCUAAUAUUGUAAAUCUAAAAGAAGUACUACAAACUGAAAAUAAUAUUUAUGUAAUAAUGGAACUAGUAACAGGAGGAGAAUUAUUUGAUAGAAUUGUGGCUGCUGAAAAGUUUGAUGAAAUUACUGCAAGACGAUACUUUCAUCAAUUAGUAUCAGCAAUCGAAUAUUGCCACAAUCAGGGUAUCGCUCACAGAGAUUUGAAACCAGAGAAUUUACUUUUAGACUCUUUUGAUAAACUGAAAAUAACGGACUUUGGUUUGAGUAGUAUUGUGCCUAACAAGCUGGGAAAGUCACAGCUCUUGAAAACAACAUGUGGUACUCCGAACUAUGUCUCACCAGAGGUUAUUAAGGAAAAAGGAUAUGAUGGAUUUUUAGCAGAUAUUUGGUCGAUGGGAGUUAUUCUCUAUGUAAUGCUAACAGGAAAAAGUGGAAAAGUUGAAUUCCCAUCACAUCUGUCAAAAGAAGCUAAGGAUUUAAUAUCGAAAAUGUUGCAAGUUAAUCCAAAAAAGAGAUAUUCCAUACCAAAUAUAAAGGCCUCUAAAUGGUUCCAAAUAGGAUAUAGGGAAGAUUUUGGAGUUGUUCUUCAAUCACCCAAAAUUGAAAUUUCCAACAAUGAUUUGAAGGAAGCUGUAAAGGAUAGUUUUUAUAAGGAAAUAGAUCAACCUCCUCCUCAGGGGAGUAAUAGUAAUACGAAUCAACCAACAGAGGUUAGAAUGAAUGCUUUUGAUAUAGCAUCUCAGUUUGUGAUGGGAUCAAUUUCAAAAAUGGCAACAGGACAAGAUAAUUUAUUAAUUCGAAGACAAACCAGAUUAGUUGCUAUUGGAAAAGCUGACGAUAUUUCGGAAAGAGUUUUUCAAAUAUUAAGGGAAGAAAGAGCCAAUCCAAAAUUUAAAGGAACCAAUUUGAUCAAGUGCUAUGUGAACUUGGCUGAUUCGGUCAUUACUCUUAAUGUAGCCAUUCUCAGAACUGUUUCAGAUACCGUAAUACUUAUUGAAUUUAGAAGAGGUAAGGGUAAUUUCCUUGCCUUCCAUAGUUUUUUCAGACAUGUGGCAUCAAAAAUGAAAGAUUUUGUAGUGUCUGCCAACAUUUCAAACAAUACUCCAUCCACCCAAAAUAAUUCUCCCUCAUCCUCACUCGAAAAACAAAAUUAA
This is a messenger RNA of Naegleria gruberi, 1347 nucleotides long. RefSeq lists its product as uncharacterized. Lineage: Eukaryota; Heterolobosea; Eutetramitea; Acrasida; Naegleriidae. The transcript is spliced from 4 exons. Gene Ontology annotation, biological process: protein phosphorylation. Gene Ontology annotation, molecular function: ATP binding; protein kinase activity. The coding region runs from base 1 to 1347 and encodes 448 amino acids. The record is from RefSeq and is a predicted model, not a curated record.